Penicillium egyptiacum is the source of this 1698-nucleotide messenger RNA. NCBI's taxonomy places the organism in Eukaryota, Fungi, Ascomycota, Eurotiomycetes, Eurotiales, Aspergillaceae. The record is from the annotation of a GenBank genome assembly.
AUGACUAGUAACUGGGAGAGCCAAGCCCAAAAGGGCAGAGACAUCUUGAACAAUUCUAUUCCGAAAAAAUGGCUUCUCCCCAUCGACAGGCUACCGCCUGUCUCGCAGAAAAGCGUGGUUGACUUCCCCAGUCAAAGCGGGUUGUUGAAUGAGCGUGAGCUCAUUAUCACGGAUAUGUCGGCUACGGCACUGGUGACCGAGAUGGGCAAUGGAAAACUGAGCGCGGAAGAGGUGAUGGUUGCGUAUUUGAAGAGGGCCGUGUUGGGCCAUCAACUGCUCAAUUUCGCAACGGAGUUUAUGGCAGACGAGGCAAUCACCCGUGCCAAAGAGCAUGAUGAGCACUAUAGACGCACAGGGAAACUGGUCGGGCCCCUGGUAAGCUCAUAUACAUACCCGUUGAAAUUUAUAGGCAAGAUUCUAACGAAACAGCAUGGCAUACCAAUCAGCGUGAAAGAACACAUAUCUAUGAAGAACCGAACAUGCAAUACGGGAUAUGUAGCUUGGGUUGACAAAGUCACCACGGAAGAUGCCCUUCUCCUCCAGCUCCUAUCCAAAGCCGGCGCCAUUUUUCAUGUGCGGACCAACCAACCCCAGUCGUUGAUGCACCUGUGCUGCAGCAACAAUAUCACCGGCACAACAUUGAACCCCCUCAAUCGCACCCUAAGUCCAGGCGGGUCUUCCGGCGGCGAAGGCGCCUCAAUGGGCUUCCGUUGCGCACCGCUAGGGAUUGGAAGUGAUAUCGGUGGAUCAAUUCGCUGCCCCGCGGCGUUUUGCGGUGCGUACGGUUUCCGCCCUUCCUCUCUGCGGAACCCUGUGACAGGGCUUAAAGUCGCUGCUUCGGGCCAGGAGACAAUCCGCGGUGUAGUGGGUCCAAUGGCUAGUUGCUCUAUUGAGGAUCUAGAGCUGUUCCAGAGAGCUGUACUAGAACAAGAGCCUUGGGACAUUGAGACGUCACUGAUGCCUGUGCCGUGGAAGACGGUUGCUCCGAAGCGGGAUAUGACUGUGGCUAUUAUGUGGGAUGAUGGCUGCGUCCGCCCCCAUCCACCUAUCACUCGCGCUCUGAGACACGCCAAGGAGAAGCUGGUAGCGGCAGGCGUGAAAGUCGUAGACUGGAAGCCGUAUAAGCACCAGCAUGGCUGGGAAGUUAUUCGCGCUCUGUACUACCCUGACGCUGGCAGCAAGCAACGUGAGGUUCUUGCCGAAUCGGGCGAGCCAAUACGCCCACUAACCGAUUGGGCUCUCUCCUAUGCCCAAAGCAUGCCUCUUUCUCACCCGGAGGCAUGGGCCUUGCACGACCAGCGCGAUAUCUAUAGAGACGAGUACCACGCUCUGAUCAAGAGUCGCGGUGUUGACUUUAUCCUCUCUCCGACAUAUCCCGCUGCCGCGGCAGUGAUGGGCGAGUCGCAGUAUUGGAAUUAUAGUGCGAUUUGGAACUUGGUAGACCUGCCUUCUGCAGUGUUCCCAUCUGGAAUCACUGUGGACCCCAAGGUAGAUGUGUUGACGGAGGAGGACAGGAAGUAUGUUCCCAGGGAUGAGGUUGAUGAGAGGGAGUGGCGUAAGUACCAGGACCCCGAGAGAUACGAGGGCGCGUCUGUGGGACUGCAGAUUUCUGGGAGGCGGUUUAAGGAUGAAGAGACCCUAGCGGCGGCCAAGGUUGUUGAGGAGAUUGUUAGAGACAAAGAGCACUCCAACAUUUGA